AUGGCCAAGUCGCGCAGAGAAGCUGAGACUGAGGUGAGGUCUUGGGGUUUCAAUCACGUCUUCACCUGGACAGACAGCCCCAAUGCACACUAUCCACCACACAAGCACAGUGGCAUGACAACCCACCUUGUACUCAACGGCUCGAUAACAUAUGCAUACCCUGACGAUGAAGAGCCGAAAAGGGAAACAAUAGGCCCUGGCGCAAGAUGGGAUGUCGACGCGAAGCGCAUACAUGAGGUUUGGGUGGGCCAGGAAGGAUGUACUUAUGUCAUUGGAGAAUAA
Messenger RNA from Cucurbitaria berberidis CBS 394.84, 282 nucleotides. RefSeq lists its product as uncharacterized. The record is from RefSeq and is a predicted model, not a curated record. Lineage: Eukaryota; Fungi; Ascomycota; Dothideomycetes; Pleosporales; Cucurbitariaceae. The transcript has 2 exons. Bases 1 to 282 code for a protein of 93 amino acids.